CCACAAAAGCUGGCAGAGGGCUGAGAAACUUGUGUCGAGUGGGCCAGACUGAGAGAGACGGGUAUCGGCCGGAUUGGAAACAGAACAAGUAGGCAAGUCGAGUGGCUUGUGACCGAAACAAGAAGGCUAGCAGAUGCUGGCCCAGAAGGCUACUAACAGGAUGAGGAUAGUUCACCACAUGGGCCCACGGGGAUUAGGAGUCAGAGAGAGGUAAACAGAUUAGUCUAGAAAAAGAGGCAGAGUUUUUAACCUCAUCACUCCCCUCAUACCCUGCAGAGCAUCUUCCACCCACUCACACACUUGAGACCAAAUCUGUACCAAGAAUCUGCACCAUCUGUCAGGAAUACCACCCAACUUACAGCAGUGCCCACAAACAGCCCCGUCCAUGGAAGCCUGGACACAUAAUCGAUGGAAAUGAACUCUGUCACCCUCGGAUGUGAGAUAAGUCGAUACGGACUGUCUUUUCUUUCCAAAUGAGCAACUUUACAUCCAAAAGGACAUAAUCUACUGCAACAUGCCAUUGAAAACAGGAUUAUUUCUCAUUCUGUUCUUGUUUACCCUCCAAGCCACUAGAAUAAAAGAACUCACUGCUGACGACUGGAUUUUCAGGAUCAGAAAUGUGAAGUACAGGCACUUCCUGGAGACUCCACAGCCAAUCAAACAGCUGACAGAUGGCAGAAAUUCACUUUCUCUAAAUGCACAUCGAGCUAAGAGAUCAGUGCUGUUUGGUACGGGGGUGAAAGUCUGUCCUCAGGAGAGCAUGGCAGAGGUCAUCACCAGCCAUAAAGCUUACUACAAACUAAGAGUUUGUCAAGAAGCUGUGUGGGAGGCCUUCCGGAUCUUUCUUGACAGAGUUCCUGACACCAUGGAGUACCAGCAGUGGGUGUACGCCUGUCAGAGAGACUCGCUUUGCAUGGAGGAUCUGGCCCAAAAUUUUAGUAGCACACAGGAGCAUCUUGACAUGGUAGCCAGUAGAGUGAAUGCUCAAGAUGAACAGGAGAGGGCUCUCACACCUGCACCAGGCGAGAAAUGUUCAAAGAGUCCUGCAGAGGUUUUCAUCAUGGAUUCUGACAGCGAAACUGGGGCACCAGAUGUUGUCCCUCAGAGGCUGGUGGAGCACACUGUGGAGUUCAGUGUGACUAUAGUAGACCCCGUCUACAGCGCACUACUGAGGGACCCAGGCAGCCCUCAAUAUGAUGACUUCACUCGCAAUCUUCAUGAGAAGAUGCUGCAUGUGUUUGACAAACUUCCUGGGUUUAAAGAGAUUCGGGUGCUGGGAUUUCGCUCUGAAGGUGCUGCAGCAAGCUAUGCUGUAGUGUUUGAGACUGAUGGGACACGGGCCAUAGGUGACACAGACUCCACUGAUGAAUAUGGCAUAGAGGGAGUCCUAAAGGGCAUGGUGGUCAAGGCGCUAAGUGAGGACACAUCACUUCCUGUGGACGUGCUUUCCCUUACUUUCGAACCAGACUCUUUAACAGCAGGCAAGCAAGAGAGCAUGAGAUCCAGUACUGAAAUCAGCAAAGAAUCAAUUGAAAUGAGUACACAGUCCACAAAAGCCAACUCGGAGGACACUAUAGCACCUUCUGGAAGUAUGGGCAUGUCUUUUGGAGAUCUGGGCCCUGAUAGGACUCAAACAGAUUUGGGUGAGGAGACAGAAAGGAGUGAUAUACAGAAAUUAGCUGAUAUAUCAUCCCACGUUCCCACACAACCAGUAACCACAGAGCUAAUUAACAGCUCCCAUCUUGACGGUUCAAAGACGGCAAGUCUAACCACUGAAGUCACUUCAGCGACCGAAGGUUGGCAAAGAACCACUACAGUGGAUUACCAAUCAAAGUGGUCGGAAGUCAAUGAGGAUGUGGGAAAUGAAAUUGUUGCCACAGCUGCACCACUGGACUUAGAGUCUUUUGAAGUAGCAAAAGCAUCUACUUCAACUCAACCGGAAAUAGAUUUUGAUAUAACACCAGAGGCGACUCCUGCAGAGGCAACAUCAUCAAUCUUGACAUCCCCAACCCCUACUGAGCGAGCUCAAGAUGUUAUAUUUCAUGAAGAUGACACAAUUGGCCCCUUCGAACCUUUAGAGACCUCUACCGAAGGUCUUCCUUCAUACCCUAAAGGUCCAGUUGAGUCGCCCACUUCAAAUGACCUUAGUGACCAUGUAGAAUCUCCAUCUGUCGGUGCCACCGUAGACACAAUCCAUCGAAAGGUGCCUCCACUUGGACUUACCACUCCAGAACCAAUUCUCCCUGCAGCAAUUCCCUCUGAGCUAACACCCACAGAAGACCUCAUUUCACACCUGACCCCAGACAAUUUCCUGGAUGAAGAGGGACAGACUCUCUGGACAGUUCCACCUCCCCCACAUGAAGAUAGUACAGAUAUUGAUAGAGAAACACAAGAUGUUGAACAGUCUGAUGAGGAGGACAACACUCUGGACCCUGGGAGUGGAUUCCCCUCAGAGGUCAACGAGAAUCCACAGUCCUCAGCUCAUCCUCUAGGUUACGUUACCACUUCUUCAAUGAUGGCUUCUAACCAGGCCAAAGAGUUAGUGGUGUUUUUUAGUUUACGUGUGACUAAUAUGAUGUUUUCGGAGGAUCUUUUCAACAAGAGUUCCCCCGAGUACAAAUCACUGGAGAACACGUUUCUUGAACUGAGACAAUUCUCUGAACCAAGUGACUCGCCAAACCCUGAGGCUUCUAGUCAAGUGACUGAGAGAGAACAGAAGACAUUAGCCUCAAUACCGCUCCUGCCAUAUCUACAGUCCAACCUGACUGGAUUUAAGGAGCUGGAGAUUCUGAACUUCAAGAAAGGCAGUGUGGUGGUAAACAGCAAGAUGAAAUUAAACAAACCGGUUCCAUACAAUGUUACGGAGACCGUUCAGUGUGUGCUCGAGGACUUCUGCAAUGCGGCGUCUAAGAGAUUGGACUUGGAAAUCGACUCCCAGUCAGUGGAUGUGGAACCAGCCAAUCACGCAGAUCCAUGUAAGUUUAUGGCAUGUAACGAGUUCUCCCGCUGCGUGGUGAACACGUUAACCACAGAACCCGAGUGUCUGUGCGAUCCGGGCUACAGCACGGUGGACGGCAAUCCCUGCACCAGCAUCUGUGACCUACAGCCUGAAUACUGCCUGAACGGAGGCCUGUGUGAAAUCAUACCAGGACACGGAGCGGCCUGCAGAUGUCCUUUAGGUAAAUUCUGGCACUACCAUGGAGAACGCUGCAACGAAUUGGUGUCUGUGCCACUUGACCCUCUCCUUUCCAUAGCCUGCCUUGUGGGAAGCCUCUCAGUGGUUUGUGCUGUGAUAGGCAUCUUGAUUUUCAUUAACAAGAAAUGCAUACGGACCAGAAAGACCAUAAGACUUGUGAAUUCACAAUCAGCAUUCCCAUUUGGUAAUGCUAUGAGAGUAAAUCCAGUUUUUGAGAAUGACGAUGGGGUCUUAACACAUGUGUCAAGCAUGCUCUGUCCCAUGAGCUCUGACUCAGCCUCCUCACAACACUCAGGCCAAGGCACAUUUCGAUCACUUGAAAGUUUACAGCUUAGUACUGAGAUCCCCAGACAACUCUACACCAGAAGAUCAGAAAAGUUAAUGUCAGAAAUGGUUGACUUCCAUCAAGUGUAUACCACAUAACGAGGUUGUUUUUCCUCAUGCUGUAUAUUACAGACGUGUCGGAGGUCCAGCAGGUCUUCUUGCUGUUUUUUGAGGAGUCCUGAUAGUGACAGCGUUGAAGUGACUGUUUUAUGAUGUCCAGACACUUUUUUAAACUAAGCGAGGCGCCAAAGCUCUUCAGCGCUAUUCAUGCGAUCAGCUUUGCUGGUUUCUUGUUGACAUUUGGUGAGUGUAUGAUACAACCGCCUUACACAAGGAUCAGCCAUCCUCUUGGCCAACUGAAGGAAUACCUCCAAGAAUGAGGACUUAUAUCCAUCCUGAAUUUAUUUUUAAUUGUAUCUGCAAAAAAUUGUAAACUGCAUAUGAGACAUGUAAUGUGUUGGAUGCUUUGAACCCUUGUCAAAGGUUUGUUUCCUCCCUCACAAUGAGGUAUUUAUUUACAAAUUGAUACAUUGGGUUGUAUCUUAAAUAGAAAAUAGAUUCUAGUCAUCUCUUCUAGUCUGUCCUCAGUGUCCCAAACAAAGAAAAUGCAUGUAAAGUAUUUCUGUAACUCUUAAGGGUAUCACCUCAAGAAAAAAAAGACAAAAAUACAGACUUGUGGUCAUGGUGUCUUUGUUUCUACAUCAAACAGAAAAAGUAUUUCUGAAGGUAUCUUUCAGUUGCAGAUAAAGUAAAUAUUUCAUGUCAUGUCUAUUUAAAUUUUCAUGUGCUGAAGAAUCGUUCAUGAUGACUUUAAAAGAUAACAGUCAGGGUCCCUGAGUAAAGCUAAAACUCUUUAUGACUACAAAGGCAAAGAUUUC
This is a messenger RNA of Sinocyclocheilus rhinocerous, 4398 nucleotides long. Its product is annotated as interphotoreceptor matrix proteoglycan 1-like. NCBI's taxonomy places the organism in Eukaryota, Metazoa, Chordata, Actinopteri, Cypriniformes, Cyprinidae. The transcript has 18 exons. Bases 515 to 3619 code for a protein of 1034 amino acids. The record is from RefSeq and is a predicted model, not a curated record. Gene Ontology annotation, biological process: visual perception.